Candidula unifasciata is the source of this 1776-nucleotide messenger RNA. Lineage: Eukaryota; Metazoa; Mollusca; Gastropoda; Stylommatophora; Geomitridae. The record is from the annotation of a GenBank genome assembly.
AUGGCGGUUUUCGACUACCUGAAACUCCAUAUAACAUCAGAGAAGUUCAUUAUUGAACCAAUUGUUGGAACCACUCGUAAAGAGGAUCUGCUGGUUAUUGAUCGAGUAACUCAGGAUAUCAGUUUACAAGCUAAUGAGGACCAGAUUCCGGCAUCUGCCAUAACUAAAACUAUCUAUGGCAUUGUGGGCAUCAUCAAAUUAGUGGCGGGACCCUACUUGAUUGUGAUCACCCAGCGAAAGAAAGUGGGCGAGAUUUCUGGACAUAUAAUAUGGAGCAUUGCAAAAACGGAAGUUAUCAGCUACAAGCGGUCACUCACACACUUGACAGAGAGACAGACAGCAAUCAACAAGAGUUAUCUUUCCUUGUUGGACAUCAUCCUUACUAUGGAGAACUUCUACUAUUCUGCAACAUACGACAUCACCCACACCAUGCAACGACUGUACAACACCAGCCCAGAUUUUCAUUCCAUGGCUUUACAUGAAAGGGCCGACCAAAGAUUUAUAUGGAACUCUCAUGUGCUGAGGGAGCUGUCGCAGCAACCAGACCUGGCCAGGUUCUGCCUGCCCAUCCUUCUAGGCUUCAUUAGUAUUAAUAAUACAGAGGUGAACAACCACAGAAUUGACUACAUUCUUGUAUCACGCCGCUGUAUCUUCCGGGCAGGAACCCGGUUUAAUGUCAGGGGGGUGGAUCUACAGGGCCAGGUGGCCAACUUUGUUGAAACCGAGCAAAUUGUGCAGUUUGAGGGCAAUUCUUGUUCAUUUGUACAGACGAGAGGUUCAAUACCAAUAUUCUGGUCUCAGAAAGCAAAUCUAAAACGUCUUCCAGCUCCUGUUGUGAUGGACAUUGACCAUCUGUCGGCAUUCCAGAAACAUCUAGAUCAUCAGAUUUUUCUCUACGGGGAUCAAGUGAUUAUAAACCUGGUUAAUCAACAUGGCUCAGAACAAGUUCUGGAGAAGAAGCUGGCCCAGGUGGUGACAACAGCACAGAACAGCCAUGUCAGAUACGAACCCUUUGACUUUCACAAGGAAUGCAGCAGGAUGCGAUGGGACAGGCUGAGCAUUCUCCUGGAUAGAAUUGCACGGGAUAGGAAACUUUUUGGGUAUUUCAUGCAGCAGAAAGGUGGCCAGGUGGUCAGUUCCCAGACUGGAGUAUUUCGAACCAACUGUGUGGACUGUUUGGACAGAACGAAUGUUGUGCAGUCUCUGAUUGCCAGGGAGGUUCUGUUUGACCAGUUUGUGAGAUUAGGAAUUCUAACAUCUCAGCACAAGUUGAAAGAUGAGACACAGUUUGAAUCUGUUUUCAAAAAUGUCUGGGCAGACAAUGCUGAUGUUUUAUCAAAAGAAUAUGCUGGAACUGGAGCUCUGAAGACAGACUUUACUAGGACAGGACGACGAACAGUUUCUGGUGCCUUACAAGAUGGCGUCAAUUCAGUGUUCCGAUACUUUAGGAACAACUUUCAGGAUGGAAACCGACAGGAUGCCAUAGAUUUGUUCCUAGGCAAUUACAUUGUGGAGGAAAACGAAGGUCUUACAGUCAAGUCACCUCUAGAGUCAGACAGAGACUGGAAAUACUAUGCUGUUCCGGUGAUCCUGGUGGUUGCCCUGUCAAUGUUCAUGGUCAGCGUCUUGUUGCCAGAUGAGCAUCUGAGUGAACAGAUGAUGUACGUUCUCUUCUGGGGAGUGGCCACCAUCCUGUCUCUGGCGACCAUCUUCAUGUACGGGAUCAUCUUUGUGGAUCAGCCCCGACUUGACGGCAAUAAAAUCAAGACAGAAUAG